AUGCCCCUUGACGUAGUCGCUGACGACGACGUCGACUUGUUUGACGAGGAUCCACUAGAGGAUAACUUUGAGGGCGAGGCCCACAUAGCUGCUGGCGAUCUCUUACUACUCGCGGAUGCUCAUGCAGAGGAGGCACCCAUCCAUUCACCCGUCCCAGACUCCUUUGAGUCUGUGGCAUCUGCACCAUCACACGCGCAGGGAGUGCAACACUACUCGCAUGAUACAGACCCUGAUAGAGCGUCGUCCGCUGCACCUGCCCCUGCCCCGAGUUUUGUGAUCGAUCAUGACAUUGAUGAUGAUUCAGACCCCGCUUUCCCACCUGGUUUCGAUCCAGACCAGGAGAUUGAGUUUAUCCAUUUAGAUCAGCCCAUGGAGGAUCCCGUGGCACCUGUUGACCCUAUGUUUGCUGAUCACGCUGAUUUCGAGAUGGAGUUUGACGAUCCAGAGCCUGCUGUAGCCCCCGAGCCAGGUGAUCAUGCUGUUGAUGCUCCUAUCGAUGCCCCUCACAUUGCUGAUAUUCCGGCUGAUCCUCUUUUUGCCCCUCUUCCUGACCCAGUGCCUGUAGAGCCCGAUCAUGCACCCUUUGCGACCCAUGUAGACCCUCGAUAUGCGCACACCCGAAAUGGGUGGAUAGACGAUGAUGAUGACUACCCGCCUUUUGUGGUACCUGUCACACCUGCUUCAGCACCUGAUUCAGUUCCUAUUGAUGCACCCUUGUUUCCUGCACACGUCACUGAUGCGCAUCGCGCAGACCUGCCUAUCACAUUUAUCCAGGACAUACCUCCACCACGUCCUGGGGAGGGUUCAUCUCGUCAGCCUUUUGGCCAUGCACCUUUCAUGCCUGGAGGAGAUCAGUUUGUACCACAGAUCUCUCAUCAUACUGCUGUUCCCCCUGUUGCACCAUUUGUUGUGCCAUCCUUUGCUCCAUCUAGUGAGCCUUUUCUCUGGACUUCACCACCCAUCAUGCCGCCAUCUGAUCCUUAUCAUCCUUAUCACAUGAGUUCUUCCACAUAG
Molecule: messenger RNA, 1014 nt
Organism: Helianthus annuus (common sunflower)
Lineage: Eukaryota; Viridiplantae; Streptophyta; Magnoliopsida; Asterales; Asteraceae
Product: vegetative cell wall protein gp1-like
Exons: 2
Coding region: 1-1014 (337 amino acids)
Source: RefSeq, a predicted model, not a curated record